This is a messenger RNA of Vanrija pseudolonga, 3988 nucleotides long. It is a transcript of the gene TBC1D10C, whose product is annotated as Carabin. The transcript has 6 exons. NCBI's taxonomy places the organism in Eukaryota, Fungi, Basidiomycota, Tremellomycetes, Trichosporonales, Trichosporonaceae. The coding region runs from base 21 to 3902 and encodes 1293 amino acids. The record is from RefSeq and is a predicted model, not a curated record. Gene Ontology annotation, molecular function: protein binding.
CUGAUAUCAACACGGUCACCAUGAGACGCCUAGAGAACAGAGAGAUCAACGACCUGCAUGCCCAGGCAGAGCGAGGUGGCCUCGGACAGGCCACUGCCCUCGUCGAUUGUGUCGCCGAAGGCCCCGACCAGCUCAUGUUCAUGGAAGGCGACACGCUUGUCGUUCUGCGCGACCUCGGAGACGAGCUCCUAGCCUUCUGCGAAGGCGAAGUCGGCUGGGUCAAGCGCGAGAACAUUUCGUUCGACAACCUCGCCUCGACAUCCAGCGCUCCCAGCUCGCCCAAGUCGUCCACAUGUCUCGCGACCCCGAGCGACCUCUCGGCAACGUCCGGCCUCGUGCCCCAGAGCUUGCUGCUCGAGGACCACGACUUUGCGCAUGGGACGACGCUGCCGCUGGUUCCCAAGGCCAAGCCUCCGACCGCGGGGGACGCGUCAGAGUCGCCAAAACUAGACUCGUCCACCGACCACCCCAUUCCACCUCCCGCGCCUCUGUUAGAUCAGGCGGCGGCGCCAACGCUUCCUACGCCAAAUGCUUCUAGCCAGGAACAGGCCCCUCCGUCUUCCGACGCACAGAACUCGUCGGACCACCACUCCAGAACGGCAUCUGAUGCAUCGAGCGCUACUGGCAGCUCGGUCUCCUAUAUCGGUCCACUUGUGAUCGGCGGUCUUGGACCAAGACUGCAGCACGCCCAGGACGACUCUGACAAUAUCGAUGAUGACCCCUCGACUCAUACCUUCGGACGCUUCACAGGUCUGGGUGCCUUCUCGGCCCAGUCCCCCUUCCGAACCGGAGCCAACGCGCCGGUGCAGACGGUUGCAGGUCGUAUCGGCGUGUCGACCAUCUCCCCAGCUCAGCGCCAAUCCAUGACGGUCGAGCAGUCGCGUCUCAGCCAGCUGCGUUUCAGCGACCUCCACGUGGACGGCAGUGUAUUGCAGGGAGUUCUCCAGGAAGACGAAGAAGCGGAGGAGCAGCUCCAGGAUCCCUUACCGGGUCGUGCGCGCUCCAAACCAGAAGCCUUAAAUCUGCGAAUGGGGCUCCCUGCAACCAUUGCCGAGGACGCCGAGACUCCACGAGCGACUGAAUCACCCAAGCCGCCCCCGCCUCAGGCUCUGCUUCCCACCGAUCUGCCAGCCGUAUCUGCUGUUGAAGAUGCUGGCACCCUGACCACCCCAACCUCGGCGACCAAGGACUUCUUGUCGCUGCCGGCCUUCCCCGAACCUCACCUUACUCCGAGGCCUCUGCAAGCCGAACCACAGCGGGCCCAGGUGGACCCCAGCGUCACCGGACUCCCUGUUUCCGACUCUCCAAAGAGCGCCACCGCAUUCUCUUUCCGCUUAGCAUAUGACGACCCCGACACAGACAGCGAAAGUGCCACCAACAUUGCUCCUCCAUUGAUCAAGGCGACAUCACCACUGGCCGCUGACCCGGGGGCGUCGCUGCUUACCCCGCUCCAGAUCCCUGAUCAGCCUCUGCAUCCUGGCCUGACACCAUCGCCAUCGAUCGUGGACAGCUCGUCUUCGUUACAAACUGGAUCGCCUGAUUCGCGCGUAGACGCAGCCACUCAGCAGUUCUAUGGCCUUGGCUAUGCGCCACACGUCGCCAGUGGACCCGUUGCGUCCUCACCAAUCAGUGAAGCAUCCGACAGGUCACUUGACGCCUCGAGGUCUCCCCAACGCAACGGCGAAGCAGGUGCCCGCAGACGUGGCAUGAUUGUCGGAGGUCCCGGAGCUCAGAGGCCACCAUUCGGAGGCCCUCUGCCUCAGCCUUCGUUCGGUCCCAGUUUACAACACCAACCCCACACAGCUUUCAAUGGUAUCGCUCCGGGAGACAUGAUUCCUACUCAGAGCCGGUGGUCUCCAUCCACGGAGACACCUCGUCGGGGAACAGUGCCCAACUCGAAGGGCUUGCCCCCAAGCCACCCGGCUCAGCGGUUUGCAACAACUGGCGAGGUCUUCCCGACUGCUUCUUCCUCUAAUGGUCAUGGCUCACCGACCUCCAACCCGCCAAAGCCCUACGGUGGACAGUAUCUCCCCACACGGCAGGCCUCGUUGACCAUGUCGUCCAACUCUCAUUCCUCGCACCAAUCACAUUCUGGGGGUUCACACCUGUCUGCUGCGCAACAGUACGCCAACUCUCAGUUAUCCGCUGCUCAGCAGUUUGCCAAAAUGGCGCGCAACGCUUCAAACUCCAAGUCGCCCAGCCCCCCACCGGGGGUCCCUUCAAGGAGUCCGCUGUCUGCUGGAUCUACAGACAGCCACGAGGCGACUGCACCUUUCGCGGGAGCUCCCCGUGCCAGGUCGCGGUCCUUCUCCUCUACGAUCUCCAAAGCUGUUCAGAGGCACGGUAGCGGCGGAGGCAGUAGCGGUCAGACAGUCCGCAAGGCCAGCAUGCCUGUGCCUUCCCUCACGGGACAGCUGGAUCCGCGCCAACCUCUCAAUCGAAGCAACUACCAGACGAACGCACCGCCGCCGCACUUCCAAGCCAUGCCGCCGUCUGCCUACCUUCAGCAGCAGGCCCCCUGGCAGAACGACCUGAAUCGGCACGCCGCCGACAAGUCGCAUCAUGCAGCCAAAGAGUCCCAGUCUGACCACGGAUCUGUUCAAUCGGUGCACCACGUGCCGCUGGGCAAACAUGGCGAGCCAGUCAUGCCGCACUUCGCCAGGGGCCACAGCCACAGCAGCAGCACAGCGUCGUCGCCUCCUCGCCAAGGCAGGGCCCCGCUCCACCCACCAGUCUCGUACCGUGACUUUGCGGACCCGACUGUCAGCGCCGACGGCAUCGAGUUUGAGAUUAUUCAGCCCCGCAAGCCAUCUAAUGGUCCACCUGCGAUCAGGUUGUCACUCGAGUCAGCUGGCCUGGGCAUCCUUAGUGGAUCUGAACGAGAGUCGCUGGACAGCGGAAAUCACGCACAGUCGAUGGAGACGGACGAGUGGGGUUUCUUGAAGCGCUCCACGCCUACGCCUGCCAUCUUCCAGUCGCGUGUGCCUCCCGCAGAAGUACGGGCGGCCGAACAGAAAUGGCUGGACAUCAUCACCAAGCCCCUUCAUCACGGACAGCAAGCCCCCAAGAAGGUUCGCCGCAUGGUCAUCGAGCAGGGGAUCCCGGCCAGUCUCCGUGGCAAGGUUUGGGGUUGGCUCAUGUCCAAUGGCCAGUCGGGCCGCGUCAACUUCCUAUUCCAGACGCUCCUCACCGACGAAACGACGGCUUUCGACGAGCAAAUUUCCAAAGACGUCUCUCAGGUGUACAAGGACCACUCUGCAUUCGUUGGUCCGAAAUCGACCGGCCAGCAAGAUCUGCGUACACUUCUCCGGGCGUUUAUGAACUUUGCCCCAGACGGAUACCGCACCGAAAUCGCGCAGAUUGGAGGCGCCCUGCUCAUCCACGCCGUAGUUGAGGAUGCCUUCUGGCUCCUGGCUGGACUGUUCAACGGUGUCCUCAAGACGUACUACGUCAAGGACCGCGGGGCUUUUAGCGUCGACCUGCAUGUGUUUGCUGGUAUCUUGCAAGGCAGCGAGCCCAAGAUUGCCAAGUUGUUCCGUGAUCUGGGGAUUGCGCCACACCAUUACCUGGAGCAGUGGUGGACGGCACUGUUCAUCCGAUCUCUCCCGUGGCCGACUGUCUUGCGCUUCCUUGACGCUGUCAUUUCUGAAGGCCCGCGAUACAUCCUCAUUGGAUCGCUCUCGGUCCUCACAUUGUCGCGCGAGCGACUAUUGGCCUUGCCGAAGACGCCCCAGGUGGUGUUGGGCUACCUGCGCAACCUGCCCCAGGACAGCCUGCUACUUCCCGAUACGUUUAUGCGGGCCUGCGAAGAAGUCAAGCUGCGUGAUGACGAUCUCAAGAAGCUUCGUGCCAGUGUCAAGGAGCAGUUGAUGCUCUCCGGUGGUGGGCAUGGAGGCGUUUGAGCGGUUUGUUUACACUUUGUGGGUGGAGCCCCGAUUCGGCUUCCCGUGAUAUCUGUCCACGGCCAGGCGGCGCAGUCCGCCCUCCC